GUGUCACCUGGGAACUGCCAGCAAAAGUAAAGCCUCGCUGCCGUGGAGACGGCGGCUGUAUUUGCUGAGCAGCCUCCCAUCCUGGUCGAGUGCCUUGGCGGCUGCGAGGCACCUGUCAGCCAGCCUCAGCAGUGGGUUCUUAUGAGCGACAAGAGCAGCAACCAAUCAUGGAACAGCACUUUCGAGACACUUCCUGUGGAAGAGAAAAGAGGUAGUGAGCUGGUGUUUCAGGAUGUGAGGGCCCGCAGGAGCGGAGCUGGGCUCUCUCUCUGCUGCCUGCCCUUCGCCGUGCAGGCUCUGGCCAGAGCUGCCUACAGUCCCCAUGGUGGGCGCCCCCCGCAGUGGGGACCCGUGAACAGCAGCGGCAUGCCAGGGAAGCCCAAGCACCUGGGCGUCCCCAACGGACGCAUGGUUGUGGCUGUCUCAGAUGGAGAGCUGAGCAGCACGGCGGGGCCCCAGGGCCAGGGAGAGGGCCGAGGCAGCUCCCUCAGCAUCCACAGCCUUCCCAGUGGCCCCAGCAGCCCCUUCCCCACCGAGGAGCAGCCUGUGGCCAGCUGGGGCCUGUCCUUCGAGCGGCUGCUGCAGGACCCGCUGGGCCUGGCUUACUUCACUCUGGGAUGUUUCCUUCUCUCUGCCUCUUAUUUUCUCUCUGUGCCUCCGGAUCUCAUCCCAUCUGUCUGUCUGGCCCUAUCUGUCUGGCUUGGCCUCUUGGCCCUCUCUCUAUACCAAUCUCUUGGACCACAUCCCCUGACUGGGUCUCUGUGUCUCGCCUCUGUGUCUGUGCCCCCUUCUCCCCACCCCCAGGAGUUCCUGAAGAAGGAGUUCAGUGCUGAGAACGUAACAUUCUGGAAGGCCUGCGAGCGCUUCCAGCAGAUCCCCGCCAGCGACACCCAGCAGUUAGCUCAGGAGGCCCGGAACAUCUACCAGGAGUUUCUGUCCAGCCAGGCACUGAGCCCUGUGAACAUCGACAGGCAGGCCUGGCUUGGCGAGGAGGUGCUGGCAGAGCCCCGACCAGACAUGUUCCGGGCACAGCAGCUUCAGAUCUUCAACUUGAUGAAGUUUGACAGCUAUGCACGCUUCGUCAAAUCCCCGCUGUACCGCGAGUGCCUCCUUGCGGAGGCCGAGGGUCGCCCCCUGCGGGAACCUGGCUCUUCGCGCCUUGGCAGCCCUGACGCCACGAGAAAGAAGCCGAAGCUGAAGCCCGGAAAGUCGCUGCCGCUGGGCGUGGAGGAGUUGGGGCAGCUGCCUCCUGCUGAGGGCCCUGGGGGCCGCCCACUCCGCUUGUCCUUCCGCAGAGAACUAGGGGGCGGCGCGUCAAACUCAGCCUUGCGCCGAGAGUCCCAGGGGUCCCUCAACUCCUCUGCCAGUCUGGACCUCGGCUUUCUUGCCUUUGUCAGCAGCAAAUCUGAGAGCCACCGGAAGAGCCUUGGGAGCUCAGAAGGCGAGAGUGAAAGCCGACCAGGGAAGUAUUGCUGCGUGUACCUGCCUGAUGGCACAGCCUCCCUGGCCCUAGCCCGACCUGGCCUCACCAUCCGUGACAUGCUGGAAGGCAUCUGUGAGAAACGAGGCCUCUCUCUACCUGACAUCAAGGUCUACCUGGUGGGCAAUGAGCAGAAGGCCCUGGUCCUGGAUCAGGACUGCACCGUGCUGGCGGACCAGGAAGUGCGGCUGGAGAACAGAAUCACUUUCGAGCUCGAGUUGGCGCCGCUGGAGCGCGUGGUGCGGAUCUCCGCCAAGCCCACCAAGCGGCUGCAGGAGGCGCUGCAGCCCAUCCUGGCGAAGCACGGCCUGAGCCCGCAACAGGUGUCGCUUCGUCGGCCAGGCGAGAAGCAGCCACUAGAUCUGAGGAAGUUAGUGAGUUCGGUGGCGGCCGAGAGAUUGGUUUUGGACGCUCUCCCAGGUGUGAAGAUCACUGAAGCUGGCGACAUAUCGCCCUGCCUCAGCCAGGGUGGCCCGCCUACAAUCCAGGACAAGGCCGCCCACCUCCCUCCACUGUCCCUGAACUCGCUGGCCCAGGCACCCAGUAGUAUCACUGGGAAGCGGCAGACCUGUGACAUUGAAGGCCUGGUGGAGCUGCUGAACCGGGUGCAGAGCAGUGGAGCCCAUGACCAGAGGGGCCUUCUGCGCAAAGAGGACCUGGUGCUUCCAGAAUUUCUGCAGCUGCCUGCCCAAGGAGCCAACUCCCAGGAAGCCCCACCACAGACUGAAUCAGCGGCCCAGCCCAAGGGGAGCCCCUCAGACUCCACUGCGCACUCGGCCCUCUGACAGCUGCCCAACCGUCCAGGCCGGCUGCAUGGCACCUGGCGGGCCAAGCAUGCCAUGGGCCCGCUCUGCAUGCCCUGUCUGUGCCAUGAGUGUCCCUGGCCCCUUCCUGCCACGGGCAGGCCCGCAGGAAGAGCUGGGAGGGGAUGGAGAGGCGAAUCAGAGGAGUGACACUCCACAGCUGCCACCACUUGGUCCCUUACAGGCUUGCUCGUCCAUCCCUUGCUGCCAGGCCACCAGGGGGAAGUGGGCCUAGCCCCCAGUGCAGGUGUGCCCAACACGGAGGGGCGGCGUUGGCAGUGCCAGCCUCCCCACCAUGUGCCAGGCCUCAGCAAUGAGUAGGAAGAGGGGCCGGCUCUUCCUCAGGGAGCUGGUAUGAGUAAGGCCUGGGGGUGCAGGCAGGCAGGCAGCCCCUCCCUCUACCCACAGAGAUGCUACUGAACUUUUGGAUUUUGCAGUUGGCUUGGGGCAGCUGGGUUUGUCCUGGAUGUAUGAUAUUGUUAUAAUAAUAAUUAUUGUUCUGCCAUAGGG
Molecule: messenger RNA, 2793 nt
Organism: Lagenorhynchus albirostris (white-beaked dolphin)
Lineage: Eukaryota; Metazoa; Chordata; Mammalia; Artiodactyla; Delphinidae
Gene: RGS14
Product: regulator of G protein signaling 14
Exons: 16
Coding region: 142-2265 (707 amino acids)
Biological process (GO): signal transduction; regulation of G protein-coupled receptor signaling pathway
Molecular function (GO): GTPase activator activity; microtubule binding; G-protein alpha-subunit binding
Source: RefSeq, a predicted model, not a curated record